AUGGAGGGGUUCAACUAUUCCAGAGUAUCUGAAUUCGUAUUACUUGGACUUACUGAUUCACCUGAACUCCAGAUAUUCUUCUUUGUGGUGUUUUCUGUCUUCUAUUUAAUGACCAUGUUGAGCAACUGCCUGAUUUUGCUCACUGUCUUAUCCACCUCACACCUUCACUCUCCCAUGUACUUCCUGCUCAGCAACCUGUCUCUCACUGACAUGUGCCUGUCCUCCUUUGCCACACCAAAGAUGAUUAUGGACUUUUUUGCUCAGCGUAAGACCAUCUCGUUUGAAGGCUGCAUUUCUCAGAUCUUUUUUUUGCACCUCUUCACUGGGACUGAGAUUGUGCUGCUGAUCUCCAUGUCUUUUGACAGGUAUAUUGUAUGUAAACCUCUCCAUUAUUCAACAAUUAUGAGCCGAAGAGUGUGUAUUGAGCUUGUGCUAGUUUCUUGGACAGUGGGCUUUCUGCAUACAAUGAGCCAAUUAGCUUUUACCCUCUAUUUGCCCUUCUGUGGUCCCAAUGUUGUAGAUAGUUUUUUCUGUGAUCUUCCUUUGGUCAUCCAGCUAGCUUGUAUAGAUAUUUAUGUUCUUGGGAUCUUCAUGAUUUCAACCAGUGGUGUCAUUGCUCUUAUAAGUGUUCUGCUUUUGCUCGCCUCCUACAUCAUUGUUCUUAUUACUGUCAGGGACUACUCGUCCACAGGAUCCGCCAAGGCUCUUUCUACUUGUACAGCACAUUUUAUUGUUGUGUUAAUGUUCUUUGGACCCUGUAUUUUCAUUUAUGUGUGGCCUUCCACUAACUUCCUGAUAGACAAAAUUCUCUCUGUUUUCUAUACCAUCUUCACUCCCUUUCUGAAUCCACUUAUCUAUACUUUGAGAAACCAGGAAGUAAAGACAGCAAUGAAGAAGAAAAUGAAUACCCAAUAUUUCAGUCUUGGGAAAACUGCUCCAUGA
Messenger RNA from Rhinopithecus roxellana (golden snub-nosed monkey), 942 nucleotides. Its product is annotated as olfactory receptor 4K2-like. Gene Ontology annotation, molecular function: olfactory receptor activity; G protein-coupled receptor activity. Gene Ontology annotation, biological process: G protein-coupled receptor signaling pathway. Lineage: Eukaryota; Metazoa; Chordata; Mammalia; Primates; Cercopithecidae. Gene Ontology annotation, cellular component: membrane. The record is from RefSeq and is a predicted model, not a curated record.